AGGGAGACCGGCCUUCAGGAGGAUGAAGUAGAAGAUCACUCCUCCAUAAAAAUAGAAAGUCCUGACGAAUUCUCCACCCUUGGAGACACUGAGGAGAUUCCCACCACCUCUUUCUGCCCCAACUGUAUUAGGUUAAAGAAGAAGAUCAGAGAGCUUCAGGCUGAGGUGGAGAUGCUAAGGUCUGGAAAGGUUCCUGACGUUCCGCAGUUUUUGCCUCAGAAAAACGAGGUGCCAGAAUUUUCAGAUACCUCAGCCCCAGAGAACAUGUCCAUUGCUCCCACCAUGGAGGAUGAUGAACAGGAGGUGGACUCUGCUGAUGAAUCGGUUUCCAAUGAGAUGCUGGCAGUAACUGAUGAGCCUUCCAAGAUGUCAGUUGCCUCUGGCAGAAGAAUUCGCCGGUUCAAGCAAGAGUGGCUCAAAAAGUUCUGGUUUUUGAGGUACUCCUCAACGUUGAACGAGAUGUGGUGUCACGUUUGCAGGCAAUACACGGUUCAGUCCUCUAGGACUUCAGCCUUCAUUAUUGGUUCUAAACAGUUUAAGAUUCAUACUAUAAAGCUCCAC
This is a messenger RNA of Staurois parvus, 561 nucleotides long. Lineage: Eukaryota; Metazoa; Chordata; Amphibia; Anura; Ranidae. The record is from the annotation of a GenBank genome assembly.